Fukomys damarensis (Damara mole-rat) is the source of this 3711-nucleotide messenger RNA. RefSeq names its product ATPase cation transporting 13A2 (gene Atp13a2). The transcript has 27 exons. Gene Ontology annotation, molecular function: P-type ion transporter activity; ATPase-coupled monoatomic cation transmembrane transporter activity; ATP hydrolysis activity. The record is from RefSeq and is a predicted model, not a curated record. NCBI's taxonomy places the organism in Eukaryota, Metazoa, Chordata, Mammalia, Rodentia, Bathyergidae. Gene Ontology annotation, biological process: intracellular calcium ion homeostasis; autophagosome-lysosome fusion; regulation of autophagosome size. Gene Ontology annotation, cellular component: membrane. The annotation marks the transcript as partial.
UUCUUUCUGUCCACAGACAGCAGCCCUCUCGCGGGCAGCCCGCCCGUCAGCUAUGGGACCCUGACGAUAGGGACAUCAGUCGGUCCCCUCAGCUCCUCAGCUUCAUCCGUGAGGCUCAGCGGCUACUGUGGCAGUCCCUGGAGGGCCAUCGGCUAUCACGCCGUGGUCUGGGUGCUGGCUGGGAUCCCCUUGCUGCUCUUCCGCUGGAAGCCCUUGUGGGGGGUGCGGCUGCGAUCGAGGCCCUGCAGCCUGGCCCACGCCGAAACACUCGUCAUCGAAACAAGAGACCAAGAGGGUAGCCCGUGGCAGCUCUUCACUGUCCAGGUGCAGACUGAGGCCGUCGGCGAGGGCAGCCUGGAGCUGCCCCUGCAGACAGAGGAUGGGCACGGAGAGCUGGCUGUGGGGGCCGUGCCUGAAGCUCCGUGGAAUGACACAGCCCCGCUCCACAGGGAGGAGGCAAAGCGGGUAGCACGGUAUUACGUCUUCCAGGGCAGGCGCUACGUCUGGAUGGAGACCCAGCAAGCCUUCCUUCAAGUCAGCCUGCUGGGCCACGGCCACACCCGUGACGACAUCCACCGCUCCCAGUCCGGCCUCAGCCUCCCGGACCAAACUGUGAGGAGGACGAUUUUCGGCCCCAACGUGAUCAGCAUUCCGGUCAAGUCCUACCCACAGCUCCUGGUGGACGAGGCACUGAACCCGUACUAUGGGUUCCAGGCCUUCAGCAUCGGGCUGUGGCUGGCCGACCACUACUACUGGUAUGCCGUGUGCAUCUUCCUGAUCUCCGCCGUCUCCAUCUGCUUGUCGAUGUACAAGACCGUGGACUCCAGCGAGCUGGUGCCCGGAGACUGCCUGGUGCUGCCCCCGGAGGGCGGGCUGAUGCCCUGCGACGCUGCCCUGGUGGCCGGAGAGUGCGUGGUCAACGAGAGCUGUCUCACAGGGGAGAGCGUCCCAGUGGUGAAGACAGCCCUCCCGGAGGGGCCGGGACCGUACUGCCCGGAGAGUCAUCGGCGGCACACACUCUUCUGUGGGACCCUUGUCCUGCAGGCCCGGGCCUACGGAGGACCCCAUGUCCUGGCAGUGGUGACCCAGACAGGGUUCUGCACAGCCAAAGGGGCCCUGGUGAGCUCCAUCCUGCAUCCCCGGCCCAUCAGCUUUAAGUUUUAUAAGCACAGCAUGAAGUUUGUGGCCGCCCUCUCUGUCCUGGCCCUACUCGGCACCAUGUACAGCAUCUUCGUCCUCCACCGCAACCAGGUGCCCGUGAACGAGAUUGUGAUCCGGGCUCUGGACCUGGUGACCGUGGUGGUGCCGCCCGCCUUGCCAGCCGCCAUGACCGUGUGCACCCUCUAUGCCCAGAGCCGCCUGCGGGCACAGGGCAUCUUCUGCAUCCACCCGCUGCGCAUCAACCUGGGCGGCAAGCUGAGGCUCGUGUGCUUCGACAAGACUGGCACCCUCACCGAGGACGGCUUGGAUGUGAUGGGGGUUGUGCCCCUGGAGGGACAGGCGUUUCUCCCGCUGGUCCCAGAGCCCUGCUUCCUGCCCAUGGGGCCCCUGCUCCGAGCACUGGCCACCUGCCAUGCCCUCAGCUGGCUGCAGGACACCCCGGUGGGGGACCCCAUGGACCUCAAGAUGGUGGAGUCUACUGGCUGGGUCCUGGAAGAGCAGCCAGCUGCAGACACAGCACUCGGGACCCCCAUCUUGGCAGCGAUGAGACCCCCGCCUUGGGGGCCCCAGACACAAGGAACGGAGCCCCCGGCGCCCCUCGGCGUCCUCCGCCGCUUCCCCUUUUCCUCCACCCUCCAGCGCAUGGGUGUGGUGGUGGCGUGGCCGGGGGCCGCUCAGCCCGAGGCCUAUGUCAAGGGCUCCCCGGAGCUGGUGGCCAGCCUCUGCCGCCCCGACACAGUGCCCGCCGACUUCUCCCGGACGCUGCAGAGCUACACGGCUGCCGGCUACCGUGUGGUGGCUCUGGCCUGCAAGCCGCUGCCCAUCGGCCCCAGCCUGGAGGCUGCGAGGCAGCUGUCGAGGGACACCGUGGAGCAGGACCUGAGCUUCCUGGGGCUGCUGGUCCUGAGGAACCUGCUGAAGCCACAGACGACUCGGGUGAUCCAGGCUCUGCGGAGGACUCGCAUCCGCACCGUUAUGGUGACAGGGGACAACCUGCAGACGGCCGUCACCGUGGCCCGGGGCUGCGGCAUGGUGGCCCCCCGGGAGCGCCUGGUCAUCGUCCAUGCCACCCACCCUGAGCGGGGCCGACCUGCCUCCCUCAAGUUCCUGCCCGCGGAAUGCCCCACCUCUGUGAACGGGGCCAAGGACCUUGACCCGGCUGAGAGCCGCACCGUGGAGCCAGAGCCCCCGUCCAGCCACCUGGCCCUCAGUGGAUCCACCUUCGAUGUCCUGAUGAAGCACUUCCCCAAGCUGCUGCCCAAGGUCCUGGUGCAGGCCACCAUCUUCGCCCGCAUGGCCCCUGAGCAGAAGACAGAGCUGGUGUGUGAGCUGCAAAGGCUUCAGUACUGCGUGGGCAUGUGCGGGGACGGCGCCAACGAUUGCGGGGCCCUGAAGGCGGCCGACGUGGGCAUCUCACUGUCCCAGGCCGAGGCCUCGGUGGUGUCCCCCUUCACCUCGAGUAUGGCCAGUAUUGAGUGUGUGCCCACGGUCAUCAGGGAAGGCCGCUGCUCCCUGGACACGUCGCUCAGCAUGUUCAAGUACAUGGCCCUCUACAGCCUGACCCAGUUCGUCUCGGUCCUGAUUCUCUACACGAUCAACACCAACCUGGGCGACCUGCAGUUCCUGGCCAUUGACCUGGUCAUCACCACCACGGUGGCCGUGCUCAUGAGCCGCACACAGCCGGCCCUGGCCCUGGGGCGAGCGAGGCCACCGGGGGCCCUGCUCAGUGUGCCUGUGCUCAGCAGCCUGCUGCUGCAGGUGGCCCUGGUGGCCGGCGUGCAGCUGGGAGGCUACUUCCUGGUGGUGGCCCAGCCCUGGUUUGUGCCUCUGAAUAAGACUGUGCCAGCGCCGGACAACCUACCCAACUACGAGAACACGGCGGUCUUCACCCUGUCCAGCUUCCAGUACCUCAUCCUGGCCGCGGCCGUGUCCAAGGGGGCGCCCUUCCGCCAGCCGCUCUACACCAACGUGCCCUUCCUGGUGGCCCUGGUGCUCUUGGGCUCUGUCCUGGUGGGCCUCAUCCUGGUCCCCGGCCUCCUGCAGGGGCCGCUAGGGCUGAGGGACAUCGCAGACACCUGCUUCAAGCUGCUGCUGCUGGGCCUGGCUGCCUGCAACUUUGUGGGGGCCUUCCUGCUGGAGAGCGUGCUGGACCAGUGCCUGCCAGCCUGCCUGCAGCGGCUCCGGCCCAAACGGGCCUCCAAGAAGCUCUUCAAGCAGCUGGAACAGGAGCUCGCUGAGCGGCCCUGGCCUCCGCUGCCCGCUGCUGGCGCUGUGAGGUAGCACAGGCUGGGCUCCUGGGCGCCCUGGACGCUGGACCUCCCUGCUUCUGAGCCACCGACUGGGACCAUCCCUAGAGAGACCACUGCUGUCGCCUCCCGCAGCCCUGAGGUUGGCUGUUGCCUCACUCCUGGCCCAGCCUUUCUGCACCCCACCCCGGGAAGUGCUGACUACUGUCCCCCACUUUAGAUCACGCCAUGUAGAAAAGGCAGCCACCGACCCCACUCGGAGCUGCUGUCAGCGUAGCAAAUAAAGUUGAUAUUUUCCUGGCUC